Messenger RNA from Melampsora larici-populina 98AG31, 849 nucleotides. RefSeq lists its product as uncharacterized. Bases 1 to 849 code for a protein of 282 amino acids. The record is from RefSeq and is a predicted model, not a curated record. NCBI's taxonomy places the organism in Eukaryota, Fungi, Basidiomycota, Pucciniomycetes, Pucciniales, Melampsoraceae. The transcript is spliced from 2 exons.
AUGAUUCAGGCCAUGAAACAAGCCGAGGAGAAGAAGAAUGCGAAUCCGCCCGAUAUAAGAAGCGAUGCAGAAAACCGGAGGCGCAGGAUGGAAUCGAGAGCCCCAGGAGGAACCCAAUCGACUUCUAAUACAAGAGAUGAAGAGAAGAUUACGAUGACUGGGGAAGGAAAGGGUGAUGGUGCGGUGAUUCCGAGGGAUGAUGGUGGAGAAGGUCAAGGAAUGGGAGGAGAGGGUGAAGAAGGGAGAAGAGAAAGGGUGUUGGAAGAAGGAGGAGAAGAGGCGAAUGAAGAUGGGAGUGAGUCAGUGUCAAGUGAGGAAUUGACAAAGGAAGAAAUUCAGAAGAAGAUUCAGAAGAAGGAGAAGAGUAAGAGGGUGAAGGGGAAGAAAGGAAAGGGGAAGAGGGUAGAUUCAUCGGAAGAUUCAGGAGGAGAAGAAGGUUGGUUGAGAAAUGUGAAGGAUUACGGGAUGUUGGUGGAGAAAGAUAAUUGUCUGAAGGAGUUGAGAACGGACAAGAAGAAGGAGAGAAGGGGCAUACCAGACGGUAGACCACUCCUAGACCGUUUAGCCGAAGUAAUUGAAUUCGGAGACGAUGUUGACUUUGCGGAGCUGAAGGAAGAGAUGAAAAUGAAGAGGAAGGAGGAGGAGUUGGCUAAGAAAGAGGUGAAGGAAGGGGGAGAGAAAGGAUCAAAGUCAGGAUUGAGAAGAAGGAAGUCGAGGAGAGGUAGAGGGGGACGUUCGUCGUCUUCGGAAUCAGAGUCAACGGCUUUGUCUUCAUCAGAUGAGGGGAAGGGAGAAUCGAGGAAAGGAAAAGGGAAGGAGAGAUGCAAGAGGUCGAAGCGGGAAGACUAA